AUGAGUCACCACAACUCUCCCACCGAAGUGUCCACUUCAGCGCCAGCGCCUACUACUCCAGCUACUGAUCCGCAACAACUCCCUGAGAUCACCCGGUUCAUCACCACUCACGAUGCCAACGGCACUGCCGUCUUCUCCUCCGCCUUCCCGGACCAAGUAUCCCGAACCACGGUCCCGGGGGCUUUGUUCACGCUCGCCUACGCCACGGACACCUUUCCUUUGGACCUCAACUCCGACCGCGACCUCACGGCCUAUCAGCACUACCUAGAGCAUAGCCCCGGGCUGGCCAUUUCGACAGGCUCCGUAUGUCGCAUCGUGGAUAUUGGACCGGAUGUUGCCAGUGCCAUGCAUCGCACCGUCUCCAUUGACUACGGGGUAGUUUUGGAGGGAGAGGUGGAAUUGAUCCUGGACAGCGGGGAGACUAGACGGCUCAAGAGAGGGGAUCUGGCGAUCCAGCGCGGGACAAACCACGCCUGGAAGAAUGCGACUCGGACGGUAGAUGAGAAUGGACAGGAACGGGCGGGUUGGGCUAGGAUGCUUUACGUGUUGUUGCCGAUCUUACCCCUGCAGGUAGAAGGGGGAGAACAGCUGACGGAAUCGGUCGAUGGAAUGGGUGUUGCUAAGAGUACUUAG
Molecule: messenger RNA, 633 nt
Organism: Aspergillus caelatus
Lineage: Eukaryota; Fungi; Ascomycota; Eurotiomycetes; Eurotiales; Aspergillaceae
Product: cupin domain-containing protein
Exons: 1
Coding region: 1-633 (210 amino acids)
Source: RefSeq, a predicted model, not a curated record